Salmo salar (Atlantic salmon) is the source of this 1809-nucleotide messenger RNA. RefSeq names its product ras-related and estrogen-regulated growth inhibitor-like protein. Lineage: Eukaryota; Metazoa; Chordata; Actinopteri; Salmoniformes; Salmonidae. The record is from RefSeq and is a predicted model, not a curated record. Gene Ontology annotation, molecular function: GTPase activity; GTP binding.
GCUAUUCUGUGUGUUUAAUCCCUGGGCACGGAGUUCUAGACGAAGCGCAUUGGCCGCAGACAGUCGCACAGUCUAUAUUGGCCGUACUCUUUGUCCAUCAGCGAGCAGGGGCCGCCUACCCCUUAUAAAUUGCCAGACGGCACAACUCUAGAGCUACUUCACUUUGUGUAUCCUACACGUUGAGCAGGGACACGGAAACCGCUGCGCCCUUUUAACAAAUGGUUGUCCAAGUAAACCAGCCAACUCGCCACUACAGCAAAACGAUGGAAGGAAGUCAGCAAAAGGUGGAGGCUAAUGUCUUACUACUUGGAGCUGAAAGCGUCGGUAAAUCUGCUCUCACGGUGCGGUUUCUCACUAGAAGGUUUAUCGGCGAAUACGGCGAUAUUGAAUCCAUCUACAGUCACACUGACCGAGUAGAAGGACGGGAGAUCAGUUUCAAUAUCUGGGACUCGCUUUGCCCCCAGAAUGGUGAGGUCGAGGGACACAUCAGCGACAGACAACUCCAGUGGGCGGACGGUUUCAUCCUGGUUUAUAGCAUAUGCGACCGUGCCAGCUUCAACGUGGUGCGGCAACAAGUGCAGCGCAUCCAGCAAGCCAAAAGCAAAUCCCCCGGAGCCCAUCCCAUCAUUAUCGUGGGCAAUAAACGUGACCUCCAGCAUCGCCGCACUGUCUCCAGCGAGGAAGGACGCCUCCUCGCUCUUUCCACAGACUGUGGCUUCUUUGAGAUCUCUGUAGCGGAGACAUACCACGAGGUACAGCUGGUAUUUCACGAACUGCUCGACCUUAUCCGAGAGGCGAGGGCGCUCAAGAAGGGCGCAGCUGGGAUCAAGGGGAUUGUGAGAAGCAUGUCUGCCGUUUUCGGAAGGAAGAGGACUGAGUAGUUCCACUAUAGUUUAAUACUAGAGACAUUGAGAUGUUACUGUACUGCAUCUAAACAGCCCAGGACUUGUCCUUGGGUAAAGUGGAUGGUUAUGUUUCCAUAUUGGAAUAGGUCCGUGCACAGCUCUGAUGUAGGCCUAACUGAACUCAAGCCUGUUGGAUUGUUACUCAAAUGAGAUGAUUGACAAUCAAAUUCUAUCAACCUGACAGGAUUAAGUACUCUUAUGUGUCUGAGGUCAGGUGGCCUAAAGUAGCAGAAAAAUGCCCUUAAAUUGCCAACUUGUUAGAUUGCCUUGCAACAUGCCAUACAAUUGCCAACUGUAAAGCAGAAGGGUUGUUGUUUAAAUUCCUCUAAGAAGUAUUGUGGAAAACCUAUGUGCAAUAGACAACUUAUUUCUCUUCACAAAUCUGUAUCAGCAUGCAGAAUGUUCUACGGGUCAGGUCUGCUUGGCCUUAUUGGCACAAUCCCUUGGACUAUUGACAAUGUAUGCAAGACAGAUAAGUGAAUGUGUAGCAUUAUAAUGGUGUGAUCAUUACAUUUGCUCCCUUAGUAUAGACUCCAGUAGCUUUGAUGCAUUUCCAUCCACAGCACCAACAUCAAUCAGACCUUUAAGGUGUUUUGAAAGGUCAGCCAGUGGGGGACCAUUCUCUGUUCAUUAAUGUCAAUACCCUCUAUUUGUCUGAGAGUGCUGUACAUUUCACGUCUUUGAAGAAUGCUGAGGCCUACUUGACUUUCAUAGGGGUGUUAAUGCAGUGGACAAACAUGUCUAUUUCAAUAGCAUACUACUGAUUCUAUCGUUUUUUUUGGUAACUUUUCAUGAAUUAUGAAAACUGAAGUCAUGUUUGUUAUACAAGUCAUUACUUUAACUGUACAAAGUGUACAUACUACAGAACUUGGUCCUACGAUUUCAUAAUAAAAUGUGAAAUGAA